Cottoperca gobio is the source of this 6074-nucleotide messenger RNA. Its product is annotated as myosin heavy chain, fast skeletal muscle-like. The coding region runs from base 179 to 5995 and encodes 1938 amino acids. NCBI's taxonomy places the organism in Eukaryota, Metazoa, Chordata, Actinopteri, Perciformes, Bovichtidae. Gene Ontology annotation, molecular function: actin filament binding; ATP binding; microfilament motor activity. The transcript has 41 exons. Gene Ontology annotation, cellular component: cytoplasm; myosin filament; myosin II complex. The record is from RefSeq and is a predicted model, not a curated record.
UCUGGUAUCCUGCUGAGGACCAGCUCAGUGACCUAAACAGGAGGUCUGCUUCUGCGUGGUGUCCAGAGAUUUCAGUAUAAAAGACGCACUCCCAGGCUGGUCAGAAGUUUGGGACUAACGGGGCUGCCAUCAAGGAUCCACAUAACAACUCCAUCACUUGGCAUCAAAAAGAGGAGCCAUGAGUACGGACGCUGAAAUGGAGUGUUUUGGCCCGGCGGCCAUAUACCUCCGGAAAUCUGAAAGGGAGAGAGUAGAGUCUCAAAAUACUCCCUUUGAUGCCAAAUCAGCUUAUUACGUGACGGAGCCCACUCAGAUGUAUUUGAAGGGGAAACUAGUGAAAAACGAGGGUAGCAAAGCUACCGUUGAAGUUAAGGGUGGAAAGACUCUCACUGUGAAAGACACAGAAAUCUUCCCCAUGAAUCCUCCAAAGUACGAUAAGAUUGAAGACAUGGCCAUGAUGACCCACCUCAGUGAGCCUUCUGUGCUGUAUAACCUCAAAGAGCGCUAUGCAGCAUGGAUGAUCUACACCUACUCAGGGCUGUUCUGCGUCACUGUCAACCCCUACAAGUGGCUCCCAGUGUACGACUCAAAGGUUGUCGCAGGAUACAGAGGCAAAAAGAGGAUUGAGGCUCCACCCCACAUCUUUUGCAUCUCUGAUAACGCCUAUCAGUUCAUGCUCCAAGAUAGAGAAAACCAGUCCAUCCUGAUUACCGGAGAAUCCGGUGCAGGAAAGACUGUCAACACCAAACGUGUCAUCCAGUACUUUGCGACAAUCGCAGUAGCUGGAGGAAAGAAAGCAGAGGAGCAGGCUAGCAAGAUGAAGGGGUCACUGGAGGAUCAAAUCAUUGCAGCAAACCCACUGCUGGAGGCGUAUGGUAAUGCCAAAACUGUGAGGAAUGACAACUCAUCCCGCUUUGGUAAAUUCAUCAGAAUCCAUUUUGCAACAUCGGGGAAGUUGGCCUCAGCAGACAUUGAGACAUAUCUGCUGGAGAAGUCUCGAGUGACGUUCCAGCUGAGUGCUGAGAGGAGCUACCACAUCUUCUAUCAGCUCAUGACGGGCCACAAACCUGAGCUGAUAGAGGCUCUCCUCAUCACCACCAAUCCUUUCGACUAUCCCAUGAUCAGUCAGGGUGAAAUCACUGUCAAGAGUAUUGAUGACAUUGAGGAGUUCGUCGCCACUGAUACUGCCAUCGACAUCCUGGGCUUCACUGCUGAUGAGAAGAUCGGCAUUUACAAGCUGACUGGAGCUGUGAUGCAUCACGGAGGAAUGAAGUUCAAGCAGAAGCAGCGUGAAGAGCAGGCUGAGCCCGAUGGCACCGAGGUCGCCGACAAAAUCGGCUACCUCAUGGGCCUGAACUCAGCUGACGUCCUGAAGGCUCUGUGCUACCCCAGGGUGAAAGUCGGAAAUGAAUAUGUGACUAAAGGCCAGACUGUGCCUCAGGUCAACAAUUCGGUCAAUGCUCUCUGCAAGUCUGUCUAUGAGAAAAUGUUCUUGUGGAUGGUCGUCAGAAUUAAUGAGAUGCUGGAUACAAAGCAGCCCAGACAGUUCUUCAUUGGUGUGCUGGAUAUUGCCGGGUUUGAAAUCUUUGAUUAUAACAGCUUGGAGCAGCUGUGCAUCAACUUCACCAAUGAAAAGCUGCAACAGUUUUUCAACCACCACAUGUUUGUCCUCGAGCAAGAAGAGUACAAGAAAGAGGGAAUUGAAUGGGAGUUCAUUGAUUUUGGUAUGGACUUGGCUGCCUGCAUUGAGCUGAUUGAGAAGCCAAUGGGCAUCUUCUCCAUCCUUGAAGAGGAGUGCAUGUUCCCCAAGGCAACAGACGUCACGUUCAAGAACAAGCUGUAUGACCAGCAUAUUGGUAAAAGCGCUCCCUUCCAGAAGCCCAAACCUAGCAAAGGCAAAGCUGAGGCUCACUUUGGUCUGAUGCACUAUGCCGGCACUGUUGAAUACAGUGUCAAUGGAUGGCUGGACAAGAACAAAGACCCCCUGAACGACUCAGUGGUUCAGCUCUACCAGAAGUCUUCAGUCAAACUGUUGGCUCUCCUCUAUGCAUCACAUAACGCAGCAGAAGAUGGUAAAAGUGGAAAGAAGGGUGGUGGCAAGAAGAAAGGUGGCUCCUUCCAGACAGUAUCAGCUCUCUUCAGGGAAAACUUGGGCAAGCUGAUGACCAACUUAAGGAGCACUCACCCACACUUUGUGCGCUGUUUGAUUCCCAAUGAAUCCAAAACACCAGGUCUCAUGGAGAACUUCCUGGUCAUCCACCAGCUGAGGUGUAACGGUGUGCUGGAAGGUAUCAGGAUCUGCAGAAAGGGUUUCCCCAGCAGAGUCCUCUAUGGUGACUUCAAGCAGAGAUACAAAGUAUUGAAUGCCAGUGUUAUCCCCGAUGGACAGUUCAUCGACAACAAGAAGGCCUCAGAGAAACUGCUGGAAUCCAUCGAUGUGGAUAAAUCACAGUACAAAUUUGGCCACACCAAGGUAUUCUUCAAGGCUGGACUGCUGGGUACUCUGGAGGAGAUGAGGGAUGAGAAACUGGUUGAGCUGGUCAGAAUGACUCAGGCUCUCUGCAGAGGUUUCCUCAUGAGGAGAGAGUUUGUCAAGAUGAUGCAGCGAAGGGAGGCCAUUUACUCCAUCCAGUACAACAUCCGCUCAUUCAUGAAUGUCAAAACCUGGCCAUGGAUGAAGCUGUACUUCAAGAUCAAGCCUCUGCUGAAGAGUGCAGAGACUGAAAAAGAGAUGGCGCAAAUGAAAGAGGACUUUGCAAAGAUGAAAGAGGAUCUAGCAAAGGCUCUGUCUAAGAAGAAGGAACUGGAGGAAAAGAUGGUUUCUCUGCUGCAGGAGAAGAAUGACUUGCAGCUGCAAAUUCAGUCUGAAGGUGAAAACCUCAGCGAUGCAGAGGAAAGGUGUGAGGGGCUCAUUAAAUCAAAAAUCCAGUUUGAAGCCAAACUUAAAGAGACAUCUGAAAGACUGGAGGAUGAGGAGGAAAUGAACGCUGAGCUGACUGCAAAGAAGAGGAAGCUGGAGGACGAGUGCUCUGAGUUGAAGAGAGACAUUGAUGACUUGGAGCUGACCCUGGCCAAAGUGGAAAAGGAGAAACAUGCCACUGAGAACAAGGUUAAAAACCUGGUGGAGGAAAUGACAUCUCAAGAUGAAGCCAUUGCCAAGUUGACCAAAGAGAAGAAAGCCCUCCAAGAGGCCCAUCAGCAGACCCUUGAUGAUCUGCAGGCAGAGGAAGACAAAGUCAACACUCUGACGAAGGCCAAAGUCAAGCUGGAGCAACAAGUGGACGACGUCGAAGGUUCCCUGGAGCAAGAGAAGAAGCUCCGUAUGGAUCUGGAGCGAUCAAAAAGAAAGCUUGAGGGAGAUUUGAAACUGGCUCAUGAAUGCAUCAUGGAUCUGGAGAAUGACAAGCAGCAGUCUGAUGAGAAAAUAAAGAAGAGGGACUUUGAGAUGAGUCAGCUUCUUGGCAAGAUAGAAGAUGAACAGUCAAUCAGUAUUCAACUUCAUAAGAAAAUAAAGGAACUGCAGGCUCGUAUUGAGGAGCUGGAGGAGGAGAUCGAGGCUGAGCGGGCAGCUCGAGCCAAGGUGGAGAAGCAGAGGUCUGAUCUCUCCAGGGAACUUGAAGAGAUCAGCGAGAGGCUGGAAGAAUCUGGCGGAGCAACGUCUGUUCAGAUCGAGAUGAACAAGAAGCGUGAGGCCGAGUUUCAGAAGCUGCGUCGUGACCUCGAAGAGUCCACCCUGCAGCACGAGGCCACAGCUGCAGCUCUCCGCAAGAAGCAGGCCGACAGUGUGGCAGAGCUGGGAGAACAGAUUGACAACCUCCAGAGAGUCAAACAGAAGCUGGAGAAAGAGAAAAGUGAAUUCAAGAUGGAGAUCGAUGAUCUCAGCAGCAACAUGGAGUCUGUCGCAAAAUCAAAAGGUAACCUGGAGAAAAUGUGCCGUUCUCUUGAGGAUCAACUGAGUGAAUUUAAGACCAAGAAUGAAGAACAUAUGCGUCAGUUAAAUGAUAUUAAUGUUCAAAGAUCAAGACUGAUGACUGAAAAUGGGGAAUUUGGUCAUCAGUUGGAGGAAAGGGAGUCUCUUGUUUCACAGCUCACAAGAGGAAAACAGGCUUAUAUUCACCAAAUUGAGGAGCUCAAAAGACACCUUGAGGAAGAAGUUAAGGCGAAGAACGCUCUGGCUCAUGCUGUUCAGUCGGCUCGUCAUGACUGCGACCUGCUCAGAGAGCAGUACGAGGAGGAGCAGGAGGCCAAAUCUGAGCUGCAGCGUGCAAUGUCCAAGGCCAACAGCGAAGUGGCUCAGUGGAGAGCCAAAUAUGAGACGGAUGCCAUUCAGCGCACUGAGGAGCUGGAAGAGGCCAAAAAAAAGCUUGCCCAGCGUCUUCAGGAUGCAGAGGAAUCCAUCGAGGCUGUGAAUGCAAAAUGUGGCUCUCUGGAAAAGACAAAGCAGAGACUGCAGGGUGAAGUGGAGGACCUGAUGAUUGAUGUGGAGAGAGCUAAUGCUCUGGCUGCUAACCUCGACAAGAAGCAAAGGAACUUUGACAAGGUUCUUGCAGAGUGGAAGCAGAAAUAUGAGGAGAGCCAGGCAGAGCUGGAGGGAGCUCAGAAGGAGUCUCGCUCAUUAAGCACAGAGAUGUUCAAAUUGAAAAAUUCAUAUGAAGAAUGUCUGGACCACCUGGAGACCCUGAAGAGAGAGAACAAGAACCUGCAACAGGAAAUCACCGAUUUGACCGAACACAUUGGUGAAUCAGGAAAGACGAUUCAUGAACUGGAAAAGGGGAAGAAGACAGCAGAGUGCGAGAAAGCAGAAGUACAGACUGCGCUAGAGGAGGCUGAGGCAACACUGGAGCACGAAGAAUCCAAGAUUAUGCGUGUUCAGCUCGAACUCACCCAGGUGAAGAAUGAAAUUGACAGAAAACUUGCAGAGAAGGACGAGGAGAUUGAGCAGAUCAAGAGGAACAGCCAGAGAGUGAUUGAGACCAUGCAGAGCACUUUGGAUGCCGAGGUCAGGAGCAGGAAUGAUGCCCUGAGAGUCAAGAAGAAGAUGGAGGGAGACCUCAAUGAGAUGGAGAUUCAGCUGAGCCACGCCAACCGCCAGGCCGCUGAAGCCCAGAAACAGCUGAGAAACGUGCAGGGACAGCUGAAGGAUGCGAUACUGCACCUUGAUGAAGCACUGAGAGGUGAGGCGGACAUGAAGGAGCAGGUAGCCAUGGUGGAGCGCAGGAACAACCUGAUGCUGGCUGAGAUCGAGGAGCUGAGAGCUGCACUGGAGCAGACGGACAGAAGCCGCAAAGUGGCUGAACAGGAGCUGGUUGAUGCCAGCGAGCGUGUGGGACUGCUGCACUCUCAGAACACAAAUCUCAUCAACACUAAGAGGAAGUUGGAGGCUGACUUUGUCCAGAUCCAAGGGGAAGUGGAAGAUUCUAUCCAGGAAGCAAGAAAUGCUGAAGAGAAGGCCAAGAAGGCCAUCACUGAUGCCGCCAUGAUGGCAGAAGAGCUGAAGAAGGAGCAGGACACCAGCUCUCAUUUGGAGAGGAUGAAGAAGAACCUGGAGCUGACAGUGAAGGACCUGCAGGUCCGCCUUGAUGAAGCUGAGAAUCUGGCCAUGAAGGGCGGCAAGAAGCAGCUCCAGAAACUGGAGGCCCGGGUCCGAGAACUUGAAUCUGAAGUCGAGGCCGAGCAGAGGCGAGGAGCUGAAGCUGUGAAAGGCGUCCGUAAAUAUGAACGCAGAGUGAAGGAACUGACUUACCAGACUGAGGAGGACAAGAAGAAUAUCGCCCGACUUCAGGACCUGGUGGACAAGCUGCAGCUGAAAGUGAAAUCCUACAAGAGGCAGUCUGAGGAGGCUGAGGAGCAGGCCAACAGUCACCUGUCCAGGUACAGGAAGGUGCAGCAUGAGAUGGAGGAAGCUGAGGAGCGCGCCGACAUCGCCGAGUCUCAGGUCAACAAGCUGAGAGUCAAAAGUCGUGAGAUCGUCAGGGGAAAGGAGGCCGAAGAAUGAGCAUCAGUCGAGACGAAACACGGCACAAGAAAUCAUAAAAUAUGAUCUUUUUGUCUGAUGUGUUGAGUGUGUAUGUGUG